AUCUGUAAGUUGCUAUUCUUUACGUCGUGUAAGACCGAAAUAAGCCGAUAAGAACGAAAAUGUGCAUUAAAAAAUGUUCGGUAUAUUUAUUUCUAUUGGCCACAAUUCAUAUGUGUGUAUCUAGUAAAAUAUUGGUAAUAUUUCCGGUUAACGCCAGAAGCCACACUAGCCUUGGGGACUCCAUAGUACACACGCUUCUGGAUGCGGGCCACGAGGCUCUCACAUAAGUAAUGGAAUUUCAUCAGGUAACGUACGUGUCGCCAUUCCCAAUGAAGUCGACAAAUUCUCGGUUUCGAUUCAUUGACAUCAGAUCGCCCACCACUGAGGCCGAUAAAGAGAAACCGCACCUGAACCCAGUACAUCUGAAGAAUAACCCCAUGCCUUUACAUCAUAUAUUAAAAGUCGGAUCUUCGCAUGCUCAACAAGCAUUGCAACAUCCAGCUUUGCAAGAACUGCUUCAAGACCGUUACGAACAAUUUGACCUUGUUUUAGCAGAAUGGUUUUAUAGUGGACUUUUGGCUCCAUUAGCAACUGUAUUCGAUUGUCCCCUAGUCUGGUACUUCUCUGCUGAUGUUUAUUGGCAAGUCUUGCAGAUGGUACAUGAACCAAGCAGUCCAAUUUACACUGCCGAGCAAAGAGCCUUCAGUGUACCUGCAGUACCCUUUACUCCACCAGAAAGGGCAUAUCAAUUGUGGCUGCAGCUCUACUUAUCCGGGUGGAUUUAUUACUUUACUCAUUAUGUGGAAAAGCCAGUCUAUGUUGAGGUUUAUGACAGAGCUAUGAACAUACGUGGACGUAUGCUUCCUGAGUAUGAACCGCUGGUAUAUAACGGUUCGCUCUUACUGAUAAAUUCGUAUCCACCUCUAGGACAGUCAAUGCCUUUGCCACAAAAUGUAAAAUAUAUAGGCGGACAUCAUAUAGAUAAUCCUAUAAAAACACUGCCUAAGGAUUUGGAACGAGUUAUGGAGAAUGCGAGAAAUGGCGUCAUCUUCUUUAGUAUGGGCAGUAAUGUUAAAAGUAAAGAUUUUCCAGAAACCAUAAAACAGCAAUUGGUCGAUGUCUUCCGGCAAUUGGAUCAAACUGUCAUUUGGAAAUUCGAGGAAAAGAUUGACGACAUACCAAGAAAUCUACACAUAUUAGAAUGGGCACCACAGCUGAGUAUUUUGUGUCACCCUAAUACUAAGGUCAUGAUAACACACGGAGAACUGCUAUCUUUGAUUGAAGCCACGUACUGCGGAGUACCCAUUAUAGCAAUCCCACUAUUCGGAGACCAGUUUUUCAAUAUAGAUCUCACGGUGGCGAGAGGCGCUGGGAUCAGAGUAGACUUCACUGAAGAACUACCUCGCAAGAUCUUUGAAGCAAUUCAUGAGAUAUCGACUAAUCAGAGUUAUCGCCACAAUGCUGAGUCAGCAUCGACGAUAUUUAAAAGCCGCCCCACGCCCGUCAAUACGGAGCUCUUACACUGGCUACGUUUAGUGAUAGACACAAGAGGCGCUGCCCAUCUGCGUUCUCCCGUACAAAAACUUACCGUCACAGAGAGAUACUGCCUGGACUUACUCGUCAGCUUGCUGUUACUACUUUGGUUCUUGUCCAAAGUCGUGAAACUAAUAAAGGUUUAUUUAAAAAGUACAGAUAUGGACUCGGACUCGGGUAAGAAAGAACAGUAAAGUUUUAUGAGCGAUAA
This is a messenger RNA of Galleria mellonella (greater wax moth), 1684 nucleotides long. RefSeq names its product UDP-glucosyltransferase 2-like (gene UGT48C1). The record is from RefSeq and is a predicted model, not a curated record. Bases 231 to 1667 code for a protein of 478 amino acids. Gene Ontology annotation, molecular function: UDP-glycosyltransferase activity. NCBI's taxonomy places the organism in Eukaryota, Metazoa, Arthropoda, Insecta, Lepidoptera, Pyralidae. The transcript is spliced from 8 exons.